Molecule: messenger RNA, 1456 nt
Organism: Dipodomys spectabilis (banner-tailed kangaroo rat)
Lineage: Eukaryota; Metazoa; Chordata; Mammalia; Rodentia; Heteromyidae
Product: acetyl-CoA acetyltransferase, cytosolic
Exons: 9
Coding region: 51-1244 (397 amino acids)
Biological process (GO): fatty acid beta-oxidation
Molecular function (GO): acetyl-CoA C-acetyltransferase activity
Source: RefSeq, a predicted model, not a curated record
UUCGCAGGCUGAGCGGGACGCGCGGCGGCGGCUGAGGCGGGCGCGGCAGGAUGAAUGCAGGCUCCGACCCCGUGGUCAUCGUCGCAGCGGCGCGGACCGUCAUUGGCUCCUUCAAUGGCGCCAUGUCCACCGUGCCGGCCCACGACCUGGGCGCCACCGUCAUCAAGGAAGUCCUGAAAAGGGCCGCGGUGGCUCCGGAGGAGGUGUCCGAGGUCAUCUUCGGCCACGUCUUGGCCGCAGGGUGUGGGCAGAAUCCUGCCCGGCAAGCCAGUGUGGCUGCAGGGAUCCCCUAUCCCAUUCCAGCGUGGAGCUGCCAAAUGGUGUGUGGGUCAGGCCUAAAAGCCGUGUGCCUGGCAGCCCAGUCCAUACGGAUAGGUGACUCCAGCAUUGUGGUGGCCGGAGGCAUGGAAAGCAUGAGCAAGGCUCCUCACCUAGCUCACCUGAGAACAGGAGUCAGGAUGGGUGAGAUGCCCCUGGCCGAUAGCAUUCUGCAUGAUGGUCUUACAGAUGCCUUUCACAACUAUCAUAUGGGCAUUACAGCUGAAAAUGUUGCCAAGCAAUGGCAGGUGAGUAGAGAAGAUCAGGACAAGGUUGCACUGCUGUCCCAGAACAGGACAGAGCAUGCACAGAAAGCUGGCCAUUUUGACAAAGAGAUUGUACCAGUUCUCGUGUCUUCCAGAAAAGGCAUUACUGAAGUGAAAACAGACGAGUUUCCUCGCCAUGGGAGCAACCUUGAAGCCCUGGCCAAGCUGAAGCCAUACUUCCUUACAGACGGCACGGGGACCGUCACCGCAGCUAAUGCUUCAGGAAUCAAUGAUGGUGCUGCAGCUGUGGUUCUUAUGAAGAAGUCAGAAGCUGAAAAUCGUGGUCUUAAACCUUUAGCACAGAUUGUUUCCUGGUCACAAGCAGGUGUGGACCCUUCUAUUAUGGGAACCGGACCCAUUCCAGCCAUAAAGCAAGCUGUCUUUAAAGCAGGCUGGUCUCUGGAGGAUGUCGAUGCAUUUGAAAUCAAUGAAGCCUUUGCAGCUGUCUCUGCUGCCAUAGCUAAAGAACUUGGAUUAUGCCCAGAGAAGGUCAACAUUGAGGGAGGGGCUAUAGCCUUGGGCCACCCCCUUGGAGCAUCUGGCUGUAGGAUCCUUGUAACCCUGCUACACACACUGGAGAGAAUGGGCAAGAGCCGUGGUGUUGCAGCCCUGUGUAUUGGAGGUGGGAUGGGAAUAGCAAUGUGUGUUCAGAGAGGGUGAACCGCUUAACAGUACUCACAACUAUACGUGAACCUUGAUUUUUUUUCAACGUAAAUUGUAAUAUGUAAAAUCUAAGGACCAAAAUGAGGAAGGGAACCAUUCUACAACUUCAGAAGAAUCCAAGUUUACAGAUUGUGUGUGUUAAUAUUUACAUCUAACAUUGUUAUAAAUAAAGGGGAGAUCAGUCAUGAAAGACUCCAGAGUAAACCGCA